This is a messenger RNA of Harpegnathos saltator (Jerdon's jumping ant), 2590 nucleotides long. It is a transcript of the gene Rip11, whose product is annotated as Rab11 interacting protein. Gene Ontology annotation, biological process: regulated exocytosis. The transcript has 7 exons. Gene Ontology annotation, molecular function: small GTPase binding. Gene Ontology annotation, cellular component: intracellular membrane-bounded organelle. Bases 256 to 1836 code for a protein of 526 amino acids. NCBI's taxonomy places the organism in Eukaryota, Metazoa, Arthropoda, Insecta, Hymenoptera, Formicidae. The record is from RefSeq and is a predicted model, not a curated record.
GCGAAGCCCUCAGUGAGGUGAACGGUUGCCGACGUGACUCUUCGGUUCGGCACGGUUGGCCGGCGAACGACGGAACGUUGUCGAGCAGUCGCGCGAGCGAGGCGAUCGACAGUGUGCCAAGAGGUAGUAUGGCCGUGUGAUGCGACUGUUUGUUCGUGGCGCUUCGCGCGUCGACGUCGUCAUCGUUGUUGUCGUCACCGUCACGUAAGAGACAGCUGAGAAAGCAGCGACGCGGCUGGAGCAGCCGAAUCCAAAAUGUGGAGUCCGACGCAUGUUCAAGUGACAGUUCAGAGAGCCAAGGAUUUACUGACCAAAGGAAAGCACAAGACCAACGACUGUUUCGUGACGAUCGCCCUCGGCAAGGAAAAGUACCAGACGUCGGUGAAGGAGAAGGCUGUCAAGGACGUGGAAUGGCACGAGGAAUGCGAGCUGCUGAUUCCGGAACAGGGUAACACCGCGGAAAUCAUCCUCACCGCCCUGCACCGUAACUUCCUGGGUGUCGACGAGUUCCUCGGCACGAUCAGCAUACCCCUCUCGAGCUUCGACGUGUACGAGAGGCCCAGAAACAGAUGGUACGCCCUUAACAGCAAACCAGGCAAGGAGAACACGAAAGAGAGAGGCGAACUCGAGGUGAAGAUCGGCUUCAUCGUGAAAGCUGGAAGCCUGACCGACCUGACGAGAAAGGAGCGUCACAAAAGCUCGCUGGGCCAGCUGUCGACCGCCGCGCAAUCGAUCGGCGGUAGUUUAUUGAGCAUCGGUAGUCUUGAGAAACGCAAGGGCCUUAAGAAGCUGGCGAAAUCGAUCGGGAACAAAGUCAAAGGCAAGAGUAAGAAUCGACUUGACGCCGACAACCUCGACGAGAAGGAGGAACACCAGUUUGGCAGGAUUACUCGGCAGGAACCGGGCGAAGCUGAUCCUGGAGUUAUUAGCGAGGAUGAAGAUGAGUUUACGUUCGACGAUUUGUCUCACAAGAGCUCGGCCUCGUCCCUGAAUGCACCCGUGCCAGGUGUAAAUGGCAGCAAUACUAAUGGCGUCGGCAUUCAGAACGGCUCGCAGAGCAACAUCUCCAGCGAGGUGCAUCACACUCCACCGCUGCCGAUUAACGCCGCGCCGAACAAGCCACCGCGAUUUGUCAUGAGCGCGUCCACGACGAAUCUGUCAAAGGUCGACAAUGCGAAGGACGAUGAGUGGGGUUUGAAACUCUACGGCAAACAGGCUAGCAGCGUUCCCAAGAGAUGGGACAGCAAACCGAAUCCUAAAAUCGUAGUGGAUGAGCCGCAAGAUAGCAAACGUGACGCUUCGCCGAUCCGUUCGCCAUCACCGGCGUUGAGAUUGAAUGAACCACCGGAACCGCCCAGUCCGGCGCCGAGGGAAAUCCUACAGCCGAAGAACAAGGACGAGAAGCUUGCCUUGAGUAAGGAGAAAUUACUGAAGGAGGACAAACUAAGAGACAAAAAGGAGGAUAAACGCAGCCCCAAGGAGGAGAAGCACGCGAAGAAGGACAAGAAGAGGGACAAGGAAAACAAGUUCAACAAUGAGAAUCACCUGUCUUCCGAAAGAAUCAUCAUCGGCGGCGAGGACGCGGGGAAAAACGCCGCGAACUCGAGGAGCCGCCUGCCGCACGAGGUCUUAAACCAGUUUGAAGGAAAGUCGAGAGAGGAUUUGAUAGAACUAGCGCUGCAUCUGCAGGCGCAAAUCACGGAGAAGAAUAAGAGACUCAGCGAUCUUGAAGAGUAUAUUGAUGCGUUACUAUUACGUGUGAUCGAGUGUUCACCGCGAUUACUUCAGAAUCCGUACAUGUCGCAAAGACGACUAUCAUCCCCCGGACAUCAGUAGAUUGAAUCAUCGACGACAAAGCUUCUCUAUUUCUACUAAGGGGCCACCACCCAUAACUCGCCUGUAUGUCUCCUCUUGACACUUUCUUAGUGAUACUUUCUUAGACAUGAUUGUGAGUAAGUGUAGUAAGUGGCUAUUAAACGUUGCCGCAUACUUUAAUUUAUUUUCUGCCUUGAGUUAUAACUUGAAAAGAUGGACGAGACGAUGUAUUCUCACAGUGGCGUUGCACAAAUACGCGUUUCCUCGUAUUUAUUUAUAAUAAGUAAAUUGUAAUUUAUUGAAACCCGGGUUAUUACCGACGCGAACAAAGGAUAGGAUGCAGAUGCCAAUUACUUUGGAAAAUUUAUCCCAUUUACCCUCUGUCUUCCCAGUAUACUAUAUCAUCAGAAAUAUCGAAAUAUCUUCGAAAAGUCGCGUAUCCGUUCACGGUUCAAAUCUCCGUCCAAAUAAUCUUUAUAGAGGAAUAAACGGACUCGACUGUAUCUGUUCAUUAUUGUCUGUCACAUUCUACGUGAUUUAUAGUAUACCUGUUUAACAAUUAUAAGAUAAGUAAAGUAAAAGAUAUCGUGAGAAGUUCUGCAAGAAAAAACUCAAGCGAGCCGAUGUUCCACUUAAGAAAAUAUGUGCCUUCCGUCUUACUUACGUAUUCACAUUAAAUUGGACCAUACCUUGUUAAUUAGAGAGCAUUAUUGUUAAAUAAAGAUAAUAUUAAAUGUUCAUCGUGGUAUAUACAAUAAACUAGUAAGAUUUUAUA